UGGGGACUUGUCAAGUCUAAAUUACCCUUUCUUGGUUACCAUGAUGCAUUGCGUUUGGCGCGAGACGUGAAUUAAAGAUGGCGACCGAAACAGACGACACAUGACGGACGACAGGCAGGAGUGACAGCUGACAAAUAACAUAAUGAAGUCUGCUACAGUGGAAGGGAGAUUCUCUCGCCAGCAUUGCUCCAACAAAAGCCACAAAUGUCACGCAGGGCAGACCAAACCUACUCUCCUCUUCAAGGGAAGCAAGAAACCCUCAGGUUUGGAGCCCAAGCACUGCUGCUUUUCUGCACUUCUUCAAGAGAAAGAUGUAGACUUGGGUCCUGUUGAUCAGAACUGGUUUGAAAAGGCAAUUGGUGCAAAGGAACUGCCAGUCAAGGAAUGCCAAGAAAACAGUGUAUGUGAGUCAAACCCCCCAAAACUGGUUGGAGAGAUUACAGAAACACCAGCAAGGCAUCGUUGCAGAAAUGACCAGCAGCAAGCAGUGACACCCCAACUCCUCUUAUCUCCUUGCCUCUUCACUCCUGACGAGCGACGGUCCGUCUCGCAGCAAACCAGGAAACAACAAGAUGAUGGCCAAACAUCACUGUCUACUUCAAGGCAUGCUCUUGGAACUGACAUCAGUCCAGUAACUCCCAGCCUGAUCCCAAUAACUCCCAACCUGCCAGCGGAGAAGCGCAACCCAGCCAAAUGGACCCCUGCCAAGCUGGAUACCAGCCCCUCCUCCCAAGGCUUAGAUCCCACCCAAGAGGAGCCUAGCCUGGGUGGAUGGUUUCCCGUCCACAAACAGACCACGCCCACCUUUAUGAAGCAGCUGUUUAAAACCCCGUCCACUGUCUCCAAGCUGGAGGACAUCAGCUUCGCCACGCCUGGACAGUUUCUGAGUACCCCUCUGCGGAUGUCUGUCAGCCUGGGUGCAGACCUAGACGACUCCAAUCUCUCAUGGACCAGCUCCCUAGCUACACCUCAGGGAUCCACCAAGAAGACCAACACCCUGACAGCAUCAAACGUAGACGGGGAACUGGAAUCUACAGUUAUUGCAAAAGCUCUGUUCACAAGUGCCAUGAAAACACCAGAGGAAGGUUUUCGACCUAGGAGGCUGACUGAUCCCGACAGUCAAUCCAGCACCAUGCCCCUCCAAAGCCUGCACAUGUCUUCCGCAGAGGAAGAAGAAGAGAUUCUGGAGGACACGAUAGAAAGCGACGAUGCAGAUAAUGGUGCCAAGAGAGAGGACAAGAGAGUGGUGGAUGCUGGGGAUGCGAUGCAACAGUCGGGAGGAAGGACAGGUCAGAAUUGUCGGAGACUUAGUUGUGACAUCUCAGACCUCUGCACUCCUGGAACUAAAGGCUUCUUAGCUAAGGAGAUGGAGAGAGAACAAAGACUAGCAGAUGAAGAGAUCCAUAAUUCUGAGGGAAGAGAUAUGGCAGAUGGUGCUCCUAUAAAAGAGGGAGAGGAGGAGGUUGUAAAAACGAGGGAAGAUAAACAAGAUGAGGGUGGAGAAGCUACAGCUGAACAAGCAUGCAUUGCUCAUCAUAAUAUGCAAACUUUAUCAACGGAUGGCUUGACAAAUGAACCUAGAAGCAUUGAGGUGGAUGAGAAAGGACAGUGCUUAAGUUCACUUAUCUCAAACAAACUUCAGGAUGACAACAAUCAAAGACACAAACUUCCAACUUUGAUUCCAGACGCAAUACUCACAGAGGACAAUCCAGAAAUGGUUUCGUCAGUUGAACUAAUGUUCAGAUCUCAAGCACCAAAGCAAACCGGUGAGAGCUCCCAGACAGACAGUCAGAGGUCUUGGAAGAACCUCACUGCCAAUGAUUUGCAAGUCCUCGAGGCAUCAGAUAGGUCGGGUUUGGACCGAAGCCGCCUGGAGGACACCCUCGCAUUCUUCUUCCUGACACCACCUCAGACAAGGAGCAGGCUUGCAAAGUUUAAACAGCAAAAUCUUGCAAAGGAUGGUUCUUCGGUACCCGAUUCAUCUCUUGGUGAAAAGAGAGAAGCAAACGUUGAAAGUCCUGCAUUAACAUCUCUUGAAGAACACAACAACCUUCAAAUGCCAACAAGGACUGUUGAUGAACUCAUGGAAACACAAGACUCUGCACCAACAACGAGACACACUUCCGUGAUAAUAGUGAAGGAAGAAGAUGGUUCCUUGAAGGAAUUUGUUGAAGAUUUGUCCGAAUUAUCAGCAGGCGUGAAUUUCACAAACCCAGGUGUUGGUGAGAGCCUGUCUAGUCUUCAUCCUGAAGAGGAGAAAAAUGAAAUGUGUGACACAAUUAGUGAAAACGAAGGAGAUAACACGAUAGAUGCUUGUGAAGAUAAAGUAAAGAUUUUAAACGUUCAUUCUCCAGAAAACUCAGCUUACCCGUCAUCACUGUCCGUACAAGUAGCAGAAACCAUUUUGUCACCAAGCUUGCCAGUCCAGAAUAUUGCCGGCCUCACUCCUGUUAGGCAGGCACGGAUAUUGGUCUCGCCACCCAACAUUAACAGUCCGGACAUUUUCUCGCAGAUCUCACCAAAUUUUGCAGAAGCUCUGUGCACCAUCACGGACCAGGUGUCUGAAUCUCACCUUGCCCAGAGCGUGCUACCACCAGUGCCUGAAGAAAAUGAACAGAGUUCCUCGAACAAACUUCCAUCACAGAACCAGUCUAACAAAACAUCUCUUUCAUGCAAGUCUCCACUAUUGCCAAAGAAGGAUGAUAGUAAACCACCUCCCUCGGAUGACAACUCAAAUCGCAGUAUGCAAAACAUGACUGUCUCUGAGUCAAAAGGGCAUGGCCAACAGAAUGUUCCAAAGAGUCCACAUGAACAGGCCAGCCAACUGUUCAGAAUGCAGCCCAAAGCCGCCACGACAAGAAAGUUCUUUUACCCAUCUGCUGUCACAGCAUUAACGAAGACUAACAAACCCAAGGCCAUGCAGUGGGUAGCUGAUGCUGUCCUUGUGAAGGCAGAGGAAAAGCAACAACAAUCAGCUCCAGAAACUUUACCAGAGCCGAGACAGGAGACGUCGUCGCUUGGUAAAACAAACAACGAGGCCUCAGCUUCUAUUGGACCAGGCAGCACUAUUUACAGCAGCACUCCAGCUCCGAGAAAUUCAGCAUUUGUCACGUUCACCAACUUUAUCAAGUCUGAGAGAACUUCAGCAUCUGGGACGUCCAAUCCAACUCGGUUGACUCCGAUAGACACCACUGCCCAGGCUCAACAUAAACUGAUGCCAUCCUUCAUGUCACACCAACAAGCAACUCAAGCCCGCAGCUUUCCUGCAGACAGCCGAUCCAACUCAAGCAAAACCUCUGAUGAGACCACACCCCUAAGCCGAAGGACAGUGGCUCCACGGAGCAACACAAGUUACUGUGGGAUUAGACGAAGGGCCGGUGCCCAUGGUUUACCAGCUCCUAAACGGUUGAAGACCACAAUGGAAGAUGACAAGGAGCCAAAACAAACUGGUGAAAUGCUGAAUUCUGUGAAACCUUCGCACAGACUUCCAGCAGACAAAACCAUUCUUAGUUCUGGAAAUCUAGGAAUUAAUGCAUCGCAGAAAGAAACACUACAAGUCGAGGCUUCAAGUAAAAUGACAUCCUCACACUUUAAAGCCAAAGACUUAAGUAGAUCAGAGCACAAACUUGACAUUGGAGUUGGUAAUGCUAAGGUCACCGAUACCAAACUUUGUGCCACUUUAAAGCCGAACAGUGCCAAGCAAUUAGCGACAACUCAAAUGGAUUUAUCCUCAAGAACAAGUACAGAAGGAAUUAUACCAGCCUCGGUGAGUUUUGCCUCUGCUAGUGGGAAACCAAUCAACAUAUUGGAUUCUGCCUUGGAGAAAGCAAAGAAGCUGUGGUCUGAAUCUGAAGAAGAAAGAAUUCCAGAUUCUGUUGGUUUUACAUCAGCAAGCGGUAAAGCUAUUCAGGUAUCGGACUCCGCCCUCAAGAAGGCUACAGCUUUGCUGGAUGAAGCUGAUGGAGAGCAGAGUAUUCAUCCGACAGCUGCUCUCCCUGCUCCUACCAAAGAUGUGCCAUGUGUUGAAGAAAUUACAAAUAUACCACAAUCCAGUAGAAAAGGUGUCAAGGCUCCUGACUGUGCCCCACAAAAAGCCGUGGAUAAUCAAAGAGAACAAAUCGUAUCCAUAGAUUCUGCCUCUGUUAGCACAGGAACAGUUCCAGAUGUGAAUUUUACUUGGACAGUAGUCCCUAGCGUGGCUAGCAUGAAGUCAAAUCAGGUGUCUGAGUCUGCCCUGAGUGAUGCUAAACCCCACUCGAAAGAUGAACAUGGAGGUGCGUUCUUAGAUGUUGAUCCUCUGAAUGAGGCACAAACCGGCCCAAUGCAAGAAUUAAAACGGCCUGCGGCAGAAAAUAUGAAAGGUGCUAAUCCAGUCAAGCCAACAUUUGUAAGGAAUGACAUUUCUUAUUCUAGCCAACACCAAGAUGGUAAAACGGAAAAAGUUCAUGGAGGAACUACCAAUAGCAUCCCUGAUGUGUUUUCAGACAGUGGCAUACAAAAAGCAAAGACGCUUCAAAGUGAGCAGGUGCCAUCUUUCAGUGGAUUUGCCUCUGCAAGUGGGAAAGCCAUUGCCAUCCCUGAAUCUGCCUUGCAAAAAGCCCAAAAGAUGUUUGAUGACGCAGAAAGUGAUAUACAGCCUACCGUUGGAUUUGCUUCCGCUGCAGGUAGACCCAUUCAAAUAUCGGAGUCAGACUUGAAGAAAGCAAGAGCCCUACUGGACGAUUGGGAAGAAACCAGCCUUCCCACUUCCAAGGCACAAUCUCAUCUUCAAAAUCCACAAGGACGGGAUCAGGACAAAAAGAAAAUCAGUGAGAGCUCUGCUGUAUUAGCCAGCCGAAACUCAGUACAACAGCGGCAAACAAAGCUUCAAACAACCAACCAAAAUCUUCCAAAGGGGUUCAGACCAUUUAAGGCCCCAGCAAGAGUCCAGACUGCAGCCACACAGAAGAUCCCAGUGAAAGGCAUCACCCAAGUUGGACGCUUAGGAAACCCACUAAAAGUUGAAGCAGCAACAAGUGAUCACACUGUGCCCCUUGCGAUAAGUCCCAAGCGCUUGCAGAGUAUCCCAGAAUCUCGUGUUCUGGAAUUUUCCCCAGAACCUCUAACAGAAACAAAAAUGACAGUGGCUGAGGGCAUGGAAUUUGAAGAGGAGUUUCUAAGUGCCAGCCAGGAUCAGAGGGAAAUUGAGGCUGCUGAAGAGAUGGAGUCUGCGUAUGCCUUCAUGCAGGCUGAAAAUGACAGCUUUUCUCAAUUUGAAGACUUCACCAUCAACAAGUUGGACCCUAGUAACAGCAUCAAGAGCCCAGGUUGUCCUGUUGGGAACGAGAAUUCAGUGGUAACUGAACGGAAAGCUGAGAAGUCCGAGAAUCUGAAAUCUGAGAUUGUUGCUGAUGAACAGCGCGUCAGUGGACUGUCAGGGUUACACUCGAUCCCACCAAGCCAAGCUUCAUCUCAGGCCUUGGAUGCGUUGGACAAAGCUUUUGUCCAAUCCCAGAGCUCAGAAACGGGGGACGGGGAGACUAGAGGAGCGUUUCAGGCUGAUAAUCACCAAGCGGAGGACUUAAUUAAAUCACAGCAUCAGUCUAACAGCAAAGUUGCAGUAGCUGUCUCUGAAAACACAGCCGUCAACUCUUCAAAAUCUUCUCUGCCUGUAGUCGACUGUCCUUUUGUGGGGUUUCAAACUGCAAGUGGAACCAAAGUUACUUUAUCAGAAGAAGCUUUGCAGAAAGCAAAGAAGUUGUUAGACACAGUCGCAGAUAUCAAUACUGAGAAUGGCAUACCUGUCGAGCCAAAAAGAACUUGCAGAACAUCUGGAAAGAUUGUUAACCGAAAUACAAAGAAAAAUUCCACAGCAGAUCAGAUUGUUUCAGGUUUUCAAACUGCAGGUGGGAACACGUUGCCGGUGUCUAGAGAGUCUUUAGAUCAUGCCAAAAAGUUGAUUUCUGAAACUGCAGAGCAGUUUGAUCAGCAACCAAAGAAUGAUGAAACACCACCAGUUACUUGCUCUCAGCUGAAUGUACAAAGUACUGCAGCUAAAGAGAGCAAAGGCCAAUCUGCAUUUUCAAGUCAUGCAAACAAUCACAUGACAGCAAACGUCACACCUGCUUUUUCUGGAUUUCAAACUGCAGGAGGUAGGAAUGUUUCAAUAUCCGAGGAAGCUCUGAAGAGGGCCAGAAAUUUGUUUUCUGAGGAGGAGAAUAUUGAUUCCCAUUUGCAAACUGGAAAUAUGCAACCACUUGAAAGUAUUUGCACUGAAAAUCAAGAGGUUCUGGCUGGAUGCAUCCAUCGGCAAACAACAGAUAAUGUCAGUGUCAUGGAUCAGCCUGAUGGUGCUGUUUAUGACAGAGGCCAAACAAGCAAAAGUACAAGUAGCAGCUCGGACGUUUCUCUAAAAAGACCAAGUUGUGUCCUAGAAAAAUCUGAAGAGGAAGCCAGGAACCAGGAGUUCAGGAUACAUACUGUCAAAGCAGGUGGAGAUGCCCAGCCACGCGGCUUCACAACUGCCAGUGGCAAUAAAGUGGCAAUAUCACAAGAGUCUUUACAGCAAGCCAAAAUGUUUCUCGAAGAUCCACAGGAGGGAUUUGCUGCAGAGGAAGUUACCUCAACAACUCCAAGAACCUUAGGGAGAGGACCAUUAUGUCAAGGCUUUUCAACAGCAAGUGGCAACAAGGUGUCUGUCUCAGAAGCUGCCCUCAAGAGAGCAAAGAAGCUUUGGCAAGACUCAGAUGAUGGUUUGGGAGUGCCAGUUGUCUUCGACAAGGAGUCCUCAAGCCCUGACUGUAAAAGAAGACGGAUAGACAGGGAGCCUGAUAUAGCCACCCCCAUUGGGUUCCAAACUGCCAGUGGAACUAAAGUCUCCAUUUCAGAGGCCUCUUUACAGAAAACCAAACACCUGCUGGAUGAUUCUCCAGAGUGUUCUAACUCGGCUCCCAAAGCUUCAGCUGGAUUCCAGACAGCUAGUGGAAAUAAGGUCUCUGUGUCUGCCAAGUCUCUCGCAAAUGCUCAGAGAUUGCUUGCAGAUGCCGAGUCUGCUCCUGAACAUGUAUCAAGGAAGCUAAGGAAGCCUCCGAUGGGUUUUUCAACAGCAAGUGGAGCCCAGGUUGCUGUUUCUGGAGCUGCUCUGGAAAGAGCUAGGAGACUCUUCCAAGAAUCUGACGAUAACUUGAGAGUGUCAGACUCAGUGGCAGAUCAGACUAUUUCCAAAGCUCAUCCGCAUGCAGGAGGCGACAAUACUGAUGCAGUUGUUCCAGAUUUUGGAGGCAGAGCAAGCAACAGGCGCACCACACUUUCUCAAAAUCUCAAGACAAAGGUUGCUGUUAACAUGUCCAGCUUCCACCAGGGACCUUUGGCAAAACCACAGAUGACAUCUGCCACAAAGCAAAGAUCAUGGGCUCCAUUCCCUCGACAAGGAAGUGUUACAUCACGUAAACCACCAACUGCUUUCCAGCCCCCCUACCAAACAGCACAAGACCAAACCCCUCAGUCUAGACCCAGGCCAGGCAGGCCACAAGGAGGCCUACAGGUUGUACCUGAGACGGCUAUCCCACUUCUGCCACCAAAACUGGGAACACCCUUGUUGGGCGAUAUCAGGCAAGAUGGUGCACAACCAAACAAGAGAGCAUUGACAUCUAGUAAGGAUGAUCUACAGGCUAGUGGCCCUGCGCCAAAAAGGGCUAGACUUGAGGUGGGCGUGGAGAGGGAGUCUGUUCCAUCGUUGGAUGGAAAGACAACAAAUACCUUGAGCUCUCAGGAACAGGAGACAAGCUUGCCUGUUGGAGGAUGGGAACAGGCAAGGCGGAAGCAAGCUUCAAGGAUCCUGGGCAAAAAGACCCAAGUAUUCAAACCACAACCGGGCAAGCUGUUCACCAAGAGACUGCAUGAGCCUAGAGUGCCUCUGUGGGAACUAGUUAAUGGCCAGCCACCUCAGCAGCACUCCAGUAGUGAGUUGGUGGAUAGUGGAGUUCUCCUGAGCACCCUGACAGUGACGUCAUCCACGGCAGAAGCCUUCAGGUUCUCCCUCAGGGAUCACUACAGUCCUGAGGCUCUAGAGACCAGUGAAGGCUUGGUGCUUGGUGAUGGGGGCAGGCUGGUACCCGACGAUGCAGGCACGGCAGGCAAGGAGGAAUUUUUUAAUGCUUUGCUGGAUACCCCCGGUGUGGAUCCAAAGCUCUUGACGAGCGGCUGGGUCAACAACCACUACCGCUGGAUUGUAUGGAAACUAGCUGCCAUGGAACGAGCGUACCCACCACAUUUGGCUGGAAGGUUGCUUACACCUAAUUGGGUCCUGCUUCAGCUGAAGUACAGGUACGACAGAGAGAUAGACCACGCCCAACGCUCUGCCCUCAAGAAGAUCUUGGAACGGGAUGAUGCACCUUCUAGGAGGAUGGUCCUAUGUGUGGCUGGUGUCCACCUUGAAGAGACGAGUACAGGGGUAAUGGCAAAUCAGGAGGGCACCAGUGCAAAGGAAAAUGAAAGGAUCUCCAGCUCUCCUGUCCCUACCCUUGAGUUGACAGACAGCUGGUAUUCUAUCAGGACAGUCAUUGAUAAACCUCUAGCAGGACUUGUACAUGCAGGCAAGAUAAACGUGGGUCAGAAGCUAUGCAUCUAUGGCGCAGAACUAGUGGGAUCACAGGAUGCCUGUUCACCACUAGAGGUGCCUGCAAGCCUUAGAUUGAAGAUAUCCGCCAAUGCUACCCGCCGGGCUCGUUACGAUGCCCGUCUGGGUCUCCAGCGUCGCCCUCAACCCUUCCCUCUCUCGCUGGCCUCACUCUACCCUGAAGGUGGGCCAGUCGGCUGUGUGGAUGUGGUGGUCAUCAGAAGCUAUCCCAUGCAGUUCAUGGAGAAGCACAGCGAGGGAGGCUGUACCUUCAGAGGCAGACGGGCCGAGGAGAAGGAGGCGGCAAGGUUUGCUCAGGAGAAACAGAAGAGGAUGGAGAGGCUGUACAAUCAGAUACAUAAGGAGAAUCAGGAAAAGGAAAACAAGAAAGUGAAUCCUAGUAGACGGUCCUCCUCAGCUCAGAAGCUUACAGCAAAAGAAGUUGGGAAACUCCAGACGGGACAGGAGCUGUAUGAGGCACUCAAUAAUGCCAUGGACCCAGGAGCUAUCGAGACAUUGCUAUCAGAGAGACAGAUGUCCCAGUUGAAUGACUACCAGCGCUGUCUGCAUGAGAAGAAGCAGGCAGACUUACAGGGGCAGUUCAAACGGGCCAUGGAGGACAAACAGCAGGAGAACCAACUCCAGAGAAACGUGACGCCUCUGUUGAGGCUGAGAGUGGCCGAUUACCUCGGCAAGCCCGAGUCAGGAACGGACACCUAUCAGCUGACUGUCUGGAGACCCACUGAUGAUGUCCUGCAGCUACUCAGUGAAGGCAAACGACUGAAGAUCUUCAACCUCAGCACCUCAGCAGGAAGAUUCUGUGUGGGAUCUAGCACCAUCCAGCUAGCCUCAACCCGCGCCACCCGCUACCAGAUCAUGCCGUUCCCUAAUCCCUCGGCCACUGGCAGGUCCUUCUAUCAACCCAGGGACGUGCUGAGAUUCACUGAGGCUCAUCAGGCUGGGUUCCAGCCAGCGUAUGGUGAAGUGGACGUGGUUGGGGUUGUGGUCACCAUCCAGGGAGCUGCCACCAGCCCAGGCAUGAGCUCCAGUCAGAUAGUUUACCUCAGCGAUGCCGAGGGAAACUUUAUCGCCAUCAAGUUUUGGGGUGGCCUACAGGCCCACUGCAUGGAGACCCUGGUCAAGCCAGGAGCUGUGAUUGCCACUGCCAGUCUCCAGUGGAGGUCCAACAGUGCCUCAAGUUCCAUACCUUGCCUGCACGCUACAGACACAACCUCCGUUACCCAAAGCCCUAAGGCUGAACAUCUCAGAGCUGCUUUGCAACACCUGCAGAACCAGAUUAAGAAUCCCAAGGCUUUUUCACAGAGUAUGGAACCAUUUGCAGUGGAAAUGAUUCAUAAGCAGUUGCGACACCCCACACCCAUGACACCGAGACCAGAAAAUGGUCCAUUUGGCAUGUCACCAUGGUCUGACAGCAGACCCACCAGGGGUAGUGCAACACCAAGUGUAACCUCUGAAAUGGGCCACUCGUCUUUCGGUGGGACUGUUCCCUCUUUUAAUCCGAAUCCAAAUCAUCAAAGCUUUCCCUCUCCCGCCCCAGCAAAUUGGACAAAUCAGUUAAGACCAAAUGCAGCUUCCACACCUCGCCUUCUGAUGACACCUAGAAGUUUAGUAGCCUCCACGCCAGGAGGUAGAACACCACUUGGUGUAGUCUCCACUCCAGUCAUGACUCCCAAUGACAAGAGGAAACUCGAUGUAAGCAGGCGGUACGAUCUCCUGUCCAGGGUGCCCUCCCCACCCCCUCUGUCUCCACUCCCCACCCCCUUGACAAACAGGGCGACGCGCAGCUUCAGGCUACCGUCAAGCAGGAGAUCUCUCCCUAGGCAGGGAUUGAGUUAUGGAUCGAAUCUUCAUUAUACACCAGUGUUAAAAGGUCAAGGGUCAGGGGUCAAGUGCGACAGUUUGCGUAACCAAGGUCAUAGGACUCUUGAAUCGGAAGGAUGUGCUGUCACAGAGUCAGUUCAGUCUUCAGAAGACAUCAAGUCGGCUGCUUUCACCACACCUGCAAAGGACACUGAGAGACAUCUUGAUGCAACAUGCAAGCCGGAGAAUUCUCCAGAGGAGGACAUGACACCAAGUCAGCGGCAGAUACAAGAAGUACUGGGGAUGUCUUACAAGAGCCUUGGAGAGAUUGACUUGGAGUGGACCCAGCAGGUGGAUCCCCCACCCUCUCCAGAACCUGCCAUCACUGACGGUCAGAGUUCCCAAGCAAGCCCAGACUUCUCCUAUGAUACUCCAAGUCAGUCUUCUACUGUCAAGGAGGAGGUAUCCUCAGCUCCUACAUCAAAAUCACCUACAGGCUCUAACAUGAUUAAAGAUAAUGAUACAAAACUGGUGGAAGAAAAGCCUGUAGUUAUGUCCAAAGUUGACAAGAGUGAUGGUCGGAGUAACAAGCCAUUGACCAGUAAGAAAAACCUCGGCCGCAGAAGCCGAAGGGGACUUGUUGGAAGAGAUACCUCCGUGGUGACACCUGGUGCGUCUAGUCGUCAGGAUUCGUCACAGAAACAAAAACUAAUGAGUGAUCGAGAAGAUCAGAAAGCCAAAGGCAGGGAUAACCAGACGAAUGAGCAGCAGGCAUCAGAGGAAACUGACAUGAAAGGAAAAGAAAAGCCCACGGAUGUUGAAGGAGACAAGAAUCUAUUAAAGGAUGAGCGAGAAGCUUCCAAAGAUGCAGUUGAGGUUGGUGGUAAGGACUUUCGACAGGAUAAACUAGCUUUGAGUGAUGAUACCACCACAGAGCAGCAGGUACCUCCCAAACAAGUGUCUGGACAGAAGAAGAGGCGGGCACGGUCAAGAGCUGAUCUCUCCAUCUUGGAGCAGAGCAGCCUUCUGGGCAGUGAGUCGGGCGAGCCCACAAGAAGGCUCACUCGCUCUUCCAGUAGAAGGCCAACUGUGGAAAAAUAGUAAGACAUUCCCUCUGUGAACCUACAUUUCUGGCAAAGUCAUUUUCAUGGGAUCACGAAUCAGCCGUACAAUAAUGGUACGUGUAUUUGGUGCUACCUAGUAUUUGUUCUAUCUGUUAAUGGAAAUUUACAUAAACGGAUGGCAAUAAUUUAGAAUAUUUUAAAUAAUGCCUAAUUUCUCAUGUUUGGCUGCUUUUUCAUUUUCUUUUUUUGCAUGGAGUAUAUACAGUAUACAGGAUAUACAGUGAACGCAUUUAAUUUCUAGCGAAACUAUUCAGUAUUAAUUUAAACCCAUCUUUAAAGAGAAAUAUAAAAUUCUUAAGUUUUGUCCUUAAAUUUGUUCACAUUUUACUCAUUUUUUGUGUAUUCAACUAAAUGCAUUAAUGCUGCGCAAGAAGCUUUUAUUAUGAUAUUUCAUUGUGAAUAGCAAAAUUAACUCAUUUUAAUUAAAGUUCAUAGUUCAACAGACCUUACUUUUUCAUUGUUCCAUUUUUUGCAAUGCUAUUAAACCAGUCAUUAAAAGCAAUGGCAGGAAAACAGA
Molecule: messenger RNA, 12058 nt
Organism: Patiria miniata (bat star)
Lineage: Eukaryota; Metazoa; Echinodermata; Asteroidea; Valvatida; Asterinidae
Gene: brca2
Exons: 24
Coding region: 143-11518 (3791 amino acids)
Biological process (GO): regulation of DNA-templated transcription; double-strand break repair via homologous recombination
Source: RefSeq, a predicted model, not a curated record